Messenger RNA from Vanessa atalanta (red admiral), 2929 nucleotides. RefSeq lists its product as uncharacterized. Gene Ontology annotation, cellular component: cytoplasm. The transcript is spliced from 7 exons. The record is from RefSeq and is a predicted model, not a curated record. Bases 346 to 2592 code for a protein of 748 amino acids. Lineage: Eukaryota; Metazoa; Arthropoda; Insecta; Lepidoptera; Nymphalidae.
CAACUGUCUGAUACUAUUUGCUUUUUGCUGUCGUUUUACGUCUGUCUAACACAGAGAAACGUCAAAACAAAAUUCUCUCAAUUUUGUUUUACCAUUUUUUCUUAUCGGUAUUAAAUUCCACGACUAUCCUGUAAUGUGUAUCUUAGUUCAAAUUAGAAAUACAAGAAUUAUUUUAUGACGAUAUUUGGAUUAUAUUAGGAAUAUAGAUCAAACCCUCUUUGUUAUUUUUGGUGUACUAUUUUUGUCCGCUCUACAUUCGCAGAUUCGGUGCAUUGAAAUAUAUUUUGACGUCUAGCAAAGAAUGUCUUCCUACAAGUUUCCACUCGGUAACAUUACAAUAUUGUGAUGGUUAUGACUUCGUGCGUGGGGAUGGGGGACACGGUGUUAAGGGAGCGUCUACCGGCCUUGUGGCGACGCAUUGAGGACGCGCAUUACAGUUAUCUAGAGAUCGAUGAUAGCCCUGAGAAACUACAACAGAAGAAGAAGCUAGAAGGAUACAUCCUCGAAUACUUAACUCUAGUGCCUCACGAAUGCAAGUUUGGUUUAGCGGAAACGGGGAAGGUAUUCCAGCGCACGGUUAACGAGCUGCCCGAUUUCAGUGCCUACCGAGCAGGUAUCGGCUGGGCCGCUAUCGCUAGGUAUGCAGGAAAUUUGCUCGCACAACCCUGGCGCAAGGAGUAUAGAGUUAUACGACUGUACUCGGGGUUCUACAAGCACGAGGUGGAGGCGAACCUGACGGGCGCGGAGAGCAUGCUGGCGGCGCUCGGCUACCGCGCGGCGGGCGCGGGCCGCGUGGCGCUCGGCGCGCCCGUGUGCCCCGACAUGGCCGCCGCCGUGUCGCGCGACGCGCUCAUCGCGCACUGCGAGUGUCAGAUUAUGUCACAAAUCUGGGAGAGCGUGUGGGGCAGCGGCGCGCGCGUGUCGUGGGCGGACGUGGCGCGCGAGCGCAGCGCGCACGUGGCCGCGCCCGCCGCCGCCGCCGCGCGCCUGGCCGGCUACGCGGACGAUGGUGAAAUUUAUUCAAACAUACCAAUGACAGUGUCAGAUUCGCAUAGAAGACCUAAUGAAUCUCAAUAUCCAGUGACGUCGCAGUGCAAUUGUUCUGAACCCGUGGAAGAGCCCGUUCAACCUAUAAUAAAUCCCUAUAUGUUACCUACAAUGGUACCGUCACAUAUGAUGUAUCCAAUGCCUCAUAUGAACCCCGACAUACCAGUCACAGUGCCUCAAUGUAAUCCAGUAUCGAUGAUGACCCCGUAUGGGGCCGUGCCCUACUACUACCCUGUUCAAGCUCCGUACAUGAUUCCUACACCGGUCUAUGCACCUAUAAAGCACGCAACAACUGUACCAGUAAAUGGCUAUCCUAUGCCUCAAUAUAGGUAUCCUACUGUACCGACAGCUCAACUCAUAGAACUAGAAGCACCAUCUGUGUAUGAAAAUGGAAAAUUUGAACGUCAUCCAGAAGAAAGAAGUCAUAGAAAGAGCAAGUAUGCGGAAGGGUCUAAGCGUACAUCGAGGUCUGGCUUUAGUGACGUUUCAUUACCUAGUUUGCCUCGUUCAGACACACAACCGACUUUAAGUAAAGCAAAGGAAGACGGUAUGGGUACAUACGAAAGUUGGGACUAUGUUUUCAGAAAUCUAUCAAGUAAAAAUCAGGACGGGGAUAGUAGGAGUGGAUUUUCACAAUCAUUGGACAGGGAUUCGAGAACGCUUGACAGGUUAGACCGAGAGGAAAGGAGAUCGAAGUACCAACCGACGACGCUUGAUUUAGAAGAUGGUCUUCAAGCCUUACACCUCGACAGAUCUUACGACGAAGAGGUUUAUAGAACGGCGAAGGUUAAUGAGAAUUUGAUGCGGUUGAAACUGGAACAGGAGCAGAAAAGAGCAAGACAAUUAGCAAAGAAGCAAAUUGAAGAGAAAAAAACUAAGAAAAGUUUAGAACCCAUCGGUAAUCCAAGAGCAGAUGGUCUAGUUACUCUAAAAACGGCACCUGAUAAAGUUAAACUAUUGACUAAGAAGGAUAUAAAAGAUAGAAAAGAUGUGAUCAAGCAACAGAAUAAUGUUAACGGUUCGGUGCCAAAUACAGCUGAAGUUAAAAAAGUAAAGAAGCCUACGAGACUGGUGGCAGCGGAAGUUGACAAGAUGAAAUCAAAACCGACAGAAAACGGCGUACACAAAUCAGGUCAUAGUUCCAAGAGUGCCGCAGUAUCCAGCGGUCACCAAUCGAAUUACAAUUUAAAGGCGCAACUAGUCGUCUCACUGGACGAACCUGAUUUCACACGUCGAUCGCCCCCGAAGCAUCAGAACGGUGAACGCGAACGAUCUUCGAGCCGAGCGAGUAACGAGAGAGAGAGACAACAAGAUAACCAAAAUGAGAUGAAAAAAGACAAGUGGCAGUGCGGUACGUGCACGUAUUUAAACAAGAACUCCUUAGUCGCGUGCGAAAUGUGCGGGAAGUCCAAAAGAGGCCCCGAGAUCGAGCCCCUGACCUCGGGGGGGCGGGAGUGUCCCGCGUGCACGUUAGUCAAUAAGAGAGACGCCAGGGCGUGCGAUGCGUGCGGGACGAGCUUAGAACAUUGCCCGACGUACAUAUGAACCCUAAGGUUAAAUAAGGAUAGAUAUAUAUUGGACAGUAACGCGCGAAAUUGUGAUAGAUUUUUAUUAUAGAGACGAAAUAACGAUAGAAUUGGACAAAUGCGCAAAAUUUAUGUCUGUUUAAAUUCAUAAGAAAAUAUAUUUAACGAAACGAUGUCGAAAAUAUUUAAUUUAUCAGAUCUGGACGUAGGAGACGAGGCUUGUUUUAAAACUAUCUAAAUGGCUUAAGAUUAUAAUUAUUUCUUAUGUCAUCGUGUCUUGCCUUGGGCUAUGUAAAAAUUAAGCAAAAUUUAAAAUAUAGGGCCUAAAUAACCUUCUUUAACUAUAAUAUUAAGAU